AUGGGAUUCUUAAACAAGUUCAAGCAUACGGAGCAGCAGGAGCACUCUGAUGCUCCCACUCCCGUGAGGUCGGAUUCCACCGUGGAAAAGGACGGCGUGACGCUGGACGACAGCCCCGUCCCUUACCUGACAUGGCGCUCGUUCACUCUCGGUGUCGUUGCCUCUAUGGGCGGCUUCAUCUUCGGUUACUCAACUGGUCAAAUCUCCGGCUUCGAGACCAUGGACGAUUUCCUCAUGCGAUUCGGACAGUAUAACGCCGAGUCGGACUCAUAUUCCUUCAGCAACGUGCGGAGUGGCUUGAUCGUCGGUCUGCUCAGUAUCGGAACCAUGAUCGGUGCCCUGGUGGCUGCCCCCAUCGCUGAUCGCAUGGGCCGCAAGUUCUCCAUGUCCUUCUGGUCCAUCAUUCACAUCGUCGGCAUUAUUAUCCAGAUCACCACCGAUACCAAGUGGUACCAGGUCGCCAUGGGCCGUUGGGUUGCCGGUCUGGGCGUCGGCGGGCUCUCCAGUGUGGUGCCCAUGUAUCAGAGCGAGUCUGCUCCUCGCCAGAUUCGCGGCACGAUAGUCAGUGCCUUCCAGCUGUUUGUUGCCUUUGGCAUCUUCAUCUCUUACAUCAUCAACUUCGGCACCGAGAGAAUCCAGUCCACCGCCUCGUGGCGCAUCACCAUGGGCAUCGGUUUCGCCUGGCCUUUGAUCCUCGCCGUCGGCACCCUGUUCCUCCCCGAGUCGCCCCGUUACGCCUACCGUCAGGGUCGCGUCGAGGAGGCCCGCCAGGUGAUGUGCAAGCUGUACGGUGUCCCUCCCAACCACCGCGUCGUCGCCCAGGAGAUGAAGGACAUGAAGGAUAAGCUCGAGGAGGAGAAGGCCGCGGGUGCCGCCUCGCUGUUUGAGAUCUUCACCGGGCCCCGCAUGCUGUACCGUGUCCUGCUCGGAAUUGCUCUGCAGUCGCUCCAGCAGCUCACCGGCGCCAACUUCAUCUUCUACUACGGCAACACCAUCUUCAAGUCCACGGGUAUCAGCAACAGCUACAUCACCCAGAUCAUCAUGGGCGCCGUCAACUUCUUCAUGACCCUCCCGGGCCUCUGGGUCGUCGAGAACUGGGGUCGUCGCAAGGCUCUCAUGACCGGUGCCGGCUGGAUGUUCAUCUGCUUCAUGAUCUUCGCCUCCAUCGGCGCCUUUGCUCUCGACCUGGACGACCCGCAAAGCACCCCCGCCGCUGGCAAGGCCAUGAUCGUCUUCACCUGCUUCUUCAUCGUCGGCUUCGCCACCACCUGGGGUCCCAUCGUCUGGGCCAUCUGCGGUGAGCUCUAUCCCGCCCGCUACCGUGCCGCCUGCAUCGGCAUGGCCACCGCCGCCAACUGGACCUGGAACUUCCUCAUCUCCUUCUUCACCCCCUUCAUCGUCAGCGCCAUCGAGUUCCGCUACGGCUACAUCUUCGCCGCCUUCUGCUUCGUCGCCGUCCUCGUCGUCUUCUUCUUCGUCAACGAGACCCAGGGCCGCACCCUCGAGGAAGUCGAUACCAUGUACGUCCUGCACGUCAAGCCCUGGAAGUCCAGCUCGUGGGUUCCCCCGGAGGGAAUCGUCCACGAUAUGCACUCCGCAGCCCCUUCCACUCCAGAUAACUCCAAGGAGCACGCCUCGGGUCAGAGCGAGCACCAUAACGAGACCGAGAUCAAGGAGUAA
This is a messenger RNA of Penicilliopsis zonata CBS 506.65, 1680 nucleotides long. RefSeq lists its product as hypothetical. Gene Ontology annotation, molecular function: carbohydrate:proton symporter activity. Lineage: Eukaryota; Fungi; Ascomycota; Eurotiomycetes; Eurotiales; Aspergillaceae. Gene Ontology annotation, biological process: transmembrane transport; carbohydrate transport. Gene Ontology annotation, cellular component: plasma membrane. The record is from RefSeq and is a predicted model, not a curated record. The coding region runs from base 1 to 1680 and encodes 559 amino acids. The transcript is spliced from 4 exons.